AUGAAGCUCGCGGGGCUCAAGUCGGUGGACGGCGCCCACGAGGAGUCCAUCUGGGCGGCGGCGUGGGCGCCCGCCGCCGACCACCGCCCCACGGCGGUGCUCCUCACCGGCGCGCUCGACGAGACCGUCCGCGCUUGGCUCCCCGACGACCUCGCCGCCUUGGGGUCCCCCGCGCGGGGCCACGCGCUCGGGGUCGUCUCCCUCGCCGCCCACCCCGCCGGCGCGCUCGCCGCCGCCGUGUCGCUCGACAGCUUCAUCCGCGUCUUCGACGUCGACACGGGGGCAUCCGUCGCCACGUUGGAGGCGCCGCCGUCCGAGGUCUGGGGCGUCCAGUUCCACCCCAAGGGUAAUGCUCUGGCUGCAGCUGGUGGUGGCAGUGGAUCAGUGAAGCUCUGGGACACAGAGAGGUGGCAGCCAAUUACCAGCCUCACUGUCCCACGUCCAGAGGGAGCUCGCCCUGACAGGACAGGCAGUGGCAAGUUUGUCCUUUCAGUUGCCUGGAGCCCUGAUGGGAAGCUGUUAGCAUGUGGGUCCAUGGACGGCAGCAUUGCCAUCUACGACACUGUUCGCAUGAAGUUCCUCCACCAUCUCGAGGGCCACCACAUGCCGGUGCGGUCCAUGGUGUUCUCCCCUGUGGACCCCCACGUGCUCUUCACGGCCUGCGACGACUGCCACAUCCACAUCUACGACACCAAGGAGAAGAGCCUCAUCGGGGCCAUGUCAGGCCACGCCAGCUGGGUGUUGAGCAUCGAUGUGAGCCCCGAUGGCUUGGCGGUGGCGACGGGAUCCAGCGACCGCACUGUCCGGCUCUGGGACAUCAACAUGAGGACCUCGGUGCAGACCAUGAGCAACCAUUCUGAUCAGGUCUGGGCCGUGGCCUUCCGGCCGCCAGGUGGGGCCGGAAUCCGGGCAGGGCGUCUAGCUAGCGCGUCCGAGGACAAGAGCAUCUCCCUGUAUGAUUACUCGUAG
Molecule: messenger RNA, 969 nt
Organism: Miscanthus lutarioriparius
Lineage: Eukaryota; Viridiplantae; Streptophyta; Magnoliopsida; Poales; Poaceae
Source: the annotation of a GenBank genome assembly